AUGUCAGAUUCUAACAUCACCAACCCCUCCACCUUCAUCCUGCUGGGCAUCCCUGACCUGAAGGUGGAUCAUGUCUGGAUCUCCAUCCCCUUCUGCACCAUGUAUGUCAUAGCCCUCUUGGGCAAUUUCACCGUCCUCUUCAUCGUGAAGAAGGAGCCGAGCCUCCAUGAGCCCAUGUACUAUUUCCUGUGCAUGCUGGCUGUCACUGACCUGGUCCUGUCCACGUCCACCCUGCCAAAAACACUGAGCAUCUUCUGGUUCAAUUCCAGGGAGAUCGAUUUUGGUUCGUGCCUCACCCAGAUGUUCUUCAUAGGUAGCUUUUCAGCAAUGGAGUCUGGGAUCAUCGCGGCCAUGGCCUUGGAUCGCUACGUGGCCAUUUGCCAUCCCCUGAGACAUUCCACCAUCCUGACAAACUCUGUGGUUGCCAGGAUAGGCCUGGCCGUGGUGCUGCGCAGCUGCAUCGUCUCACUGCCCUCUCCCUUCCUGGCGAGACAAUGGCCGUAUUGCCGAACCAACGUCAUUUCGCACUCGUUCUGUGAGAUGAUGUCUGUGGUGAAACUGUCCUGCACGUAA
Molecule: messenger RNA, 573 nt
Organism: Pelodiscus sinensis (Chinese soft-shelled turtle)
Lineage: Eukaryota; Metazoa; Chordata; Testudines; Trionychidae
Source: RefSeq, a predicted model, not a curated record